Molecule: messenger RNA, 1621 nt
Organism: Dioscorea cayenensis subsp. rotundata (Guinea yam)
Lineage: Eukaryota; Viridiplantae; Streptophyta; Magnoliopsida; Dioscoreales; Dioscoreaceae
Product: benzyl alcohol O-benzoyltransferase-like
Exons: 2
Coding region: 75-1460 (461 amino acids)
Source: RefSeq, a predicted model, not a curated record
UCCCAAAGUAUCAUACACCACCAAUAUUAGAAUUCCAGAACUUCUUAUCCAGGACUUUAAUCAAGGACACUUGAAUGGCAACAUCUUCUCUUGUUUUCACAGUGAAGAGGCAAGAGCCGGUGCUGGUUGGGCCGGCCAAGCCAACCCCACAUGAGUUCAAAUGUCUCUCUGACAUUGACGAUCAAGAGGGACUAAGGUUUCUAAUCCCUGUGAUUCAGUUCUACAGAAAGGAUCCAUCAAUGGGUGGUAAGGACCCAGUGAAGGUUAUAAGGGAAGCUCUGGGGAAAGCUUUGGUGUUUUAUUAUCCUUUUGCUGGGAGGUUAAAGGAGGAGAUUGGGAGGAAGCUUGUUGUGGAGUGUAAUGGAGAAGGGGUGCUGUUUAUUGAGGCUGAUGCUGAUGUUAGCCUUGAGGAUUUUGGUGAUGGUUUGCAGCCACCUUUCCCUUGUUUGGAGGAGCUUGUCUUUGAUGUUCAGGGCUCUGGAGGUGUUCUUCACUCUCCUCUGCUCUUGAUUCAGGUGACACGACUCAAGUGCGGAGGCUUCGUCUUUGGAACAAGACUCAACCACACCAUGUCGGACGCGCAAGGCCUGGUCCAGUUCUUGAACGCGGUGGCCGAGCUAGCGCGUGGCGCGACUACACCAUCCAUCAUCCCGGUCUGGUCACGAGAACUUCUCAACGCGCGCACACCACCACGCCCGGCCUUCGCGCACCACGAGUACGAUGACGUGCCAGACACCAAUGGCACCAUCAUCCCACUCGACGACAUGGUUCACCGGUCUUUCUUCUUCGGUCCGAGAGAGAUCAGAGCGCUGCGCGCGCGCAUGCCGCACCACCUCCGAACAAGCUCCACGUUCGAGAUACUGACAGCGUGUUUAUGGAGAAGCCGAACCAUAGCACUGAAACCAGACCCAGAAGAAGAGGUGCGGAUCAUUUGUAUAGUGAAUGCACGUGGGAAGGAUGGGAAAAAGUUACCAGAAGGGUAUUAUGGGAAUGCGUUCUCGUUUCCGGUUGCGGUGGCGAGUGUGAAGAGGUUGUGUGGGAACCCAGUGGGGUAUGCGUUGGAGUUAGUGAAGAAGGCGAAAGGGGAAGUGAAUGGUGAGUAUUUGCAGUCAGUGGCGGACUUGAUGGUGUUAAGAGGGAGACCACACUUUACGGUGGUGAGGUCGUACUUGGUGUCGGACGUGACCAGGGCUGGGUUUGGGGAUGUGGACUUUGGGUGGGGUAAGGCAGUGUAUGGAGGACCGGCGAAGGGUGGGGUUGGGGCUAUACCUGGGGUGGCUAGCUUUUAUAUACCAUUUAGGAAUGGGAAAGGGGAGGAUGGGAUAGUGGUGCCUGUUUGUUUGCCUGGUGAUGCCAUGGAGAGGUUUGUGAAGGAGAUUGAGGGCUUGGUUAGUGGGGAUGACGGUCUGCUUGGGGAGCAGCAGCAGCAGCCACCUGUUCAGAUCUUGUCAGCUCUCUAAGGACGAGGAGGACUAAGUUGGGCAAGGUGUUUUAAGUCAUUUUGUGUUUGCUUGUAAUUGAGGUUUGAUUUUUUGUUUGUUUGAAAAAAUGUCCGUUUGUUUGAUGGUAAUUAAAUGCUGUUUGUAUUAAUUUAUAUGGCAAUUACAGAUAAAUUUUCUCA